Molecule: messenger RNA, 2295 nt
Organism: Sesamum indicum (sesame)
Lineage: Eukaryota; Viridiplantae; Streptophyta; Magnoliopsida; Lamiales; Pedaliaceae
Source: RefSeq, a predicted model, not a curated record
CGAAAUUUUUGUUAAUUUGUGUACGUUUUAUUUUCCACUUGCUAUUUGAUCAAUUUAACUGUGUUUUUUUUAUGUAUUUGGAAAGCUCUGAUUAGUCCAGAUUUAUUGAGGUCUGAAUGUCGUGCUUUUUUUGGUGCGAAAUAUGUUUUGUGAUUUAGGCUUUUGUUGAUUAUUAUUUGGUUUUUGAGAUCUGGACUUAGCUUACUUUUACUUUUUGUGCUGAGAUUUUUGGUCUGUUAGAUUAAGAGUUUUACUUUAUGUGCUCAGCGUACAAGUUUAUUUUGAUUUGUUGGAGUGAUGAAUUUUGAAUUUAGCAAGUUUUGGGAAUUUGGAGGUUUGAUGAACUAUACGGAUUAAUGGAAGAGGUGAAAUCUGACGAGUUUUGCCCCGAGAACAAGGACUCUGCAGCUGCCUCAAGCUCCUCUGUUUCGGAAAACAGUAGCAGCAUCGUGCUAAAGUCACCUGGGAUAAGUAGUCCCACUAGUACUUCUUCAGCUCAUAGAAGAACUACGGGCCCUAUUAGAAGAGCAAAAGGAGGCUGGACUCCUGAGGAGGAUGAUACAUUGAAAAAAGCUGUCGCGGCUUUCAGAGGGAAGUGUUGGAAGAAAAUAGCUGAGUUCUUCCCGGAUAGAUCAGAAGUGCAGUGCUUGCAUCGAUGGCAAAAGGUUCUGAAUCCGGAACUUGUUAAAGGUCCCUGGACUCAAGAGGAAGAUGAGAAAAUCACAGAACUGGUAGCUAAAUACGGACCGACAAAAUGGUCUGUGAUCGCGAAGUCACUGCCGGGUCGAAUUGGGAAACAGUGCCGUGAAAGGUGGCACAAUCAUUUGAAUCCGCAUAUUAAGAAGGAUGCUUGGACUUUGGAAGAGGAGCUUACUUUGCUUAAUGCUCAUCGGGUUCAUGGGAAUAAGUGGGCUGAGUUAGCUAAGCUUCUACCUGGAAGGACUGAUAAUGCCAUCAAGAAUCACUGGAAUAGCUCUCUGAAGAAGAAGUUAGAUUUCUAUCUGGCUACAGGGAACCUUCCUCCAGUUGCUAAAAAUGCUCCCAUAAAUGGUGCUAGGGACAUUAAUAGGACACCUUCAAUAGGAGAGCUACUUUUUGGUUCAAAUAAAGGAACAAAUUCAACUGUCUUAGAGUCAUCUGCAACUACUGAUUCAUGUAAAGCUGAAGAUGGGAAGGAUAAGCCAGAGACCAUGACCGAAGAUCAUGAUAUUGCUGCCAAUCAGCAGAGUGAGUCCACUGAUCCCGAGUGCAAUAAGUGUGAGGCGAUGCCAUCAGAGGCGGAGACUGUUUAUUCAAACAUAGAAUCCAAGUGCGAGAAACGCACAACAUGUGGUGAAGUUGAUCAAUACCGUGUAAUUGGAGGAUCAUCGCAUUAUGACAUUCCAAUAUAUGGGACACUGUAUUAUGAGCCACCAGUAUUAGACAAUUAUGGUCAGCUGGAUUCACAUCUUGCUAAUAUUUCCUUGGUGCAGUCCGAAUCUGACAUCAGUCCUGCAACAUCACCGACACCUUUCUUUACUCCGCCAAGUGUAAAAGGUGGAUGUUUAUCUGCACAAACUCCUGAAUCUAUACUAAAAAAUGCUGCGAAAAGCUUUCCAAAUACUCCAUCCAUAUUAAGAAAGAGAAAGUCUGAAGCGCUGUCUAAGGAAGCAGUUAAAUCCAAUGGUCAUAAUCACACGAAUAGUUUUGAGGAUGCCAGGUUGCAGAACAAUAGUUUAUGUGCAGACCCUUGGGACAAUGAUGACGGGAUAAGCAGCAACAAGUCAGUUAAUUCAUCUCCUCCAUAUCGGUUACGAUUUAAGAGGACUUCAGUUCUUAGAUCUGUUGAGAAGCAGCUUGAUUUUUCUAUUAAUGUCGAGCAAGAGUCAGGGGACAGUAAUGCAAAAUCUGGAGAUUCAGAGCUCAAGGAAAUCCCUCCUGUGACAAAGUUUGUCUACACACGCCACAGACGGGGGUAAUUUAACAGGAGUUGCUUUGUAAAGUUGUUAGAAUCUUGUUGAGGUGUCUGCUGAUUGGAAACACAAAAUGUGAGUACGCACUGGAUAUUCUUGCGGACGACAACCUCUUCUUGUCAGGUAUUUCCUGGCUGUCAACGUUUCAUGUAGAAGUUGCCGACAAGGGAUGUAUUGCUGGAAGCCCGUAAUUAUUAGAAUUAUUUUUUUCUCAGUUUUUGUUUUACCCAAAGUAUCCCCUUUCGUCUUUAGGUAAUUGAUUUGUACAGGAACUCUCCAAAAAAGGAAAUUCAUAGUGAAGUCUAGUACCAUUUAUAUAGAAUAAAACGUUUUCAUUUCCGUA